CUGCGGAGCAAGCAGGUGAAACAAAUUCUAAAAAUCACCAUGGAUGAUGAUCCCGAUCGUCCACAUAGCGACGAAUCCAUCGAGAAUUCUUUAAAGGAUUUUGAUGUUAAAAUGCUAGAUUGGCGCAAAGUAGAUCUCUGCCCAGAACUCAUACAAAGAGCAUGCAAAAACGUCAUGAGUGCGCAUCUGCGCUGGAGCGGUAACAAUAUAGCUCUGAGAGCUUGGAGCGAACCACAGGGUCUCCCAAAGCUCGAAACCCCACAAAGAUGGCGUAGGAGCAACUUGCAAUCUCAUCGUUGGCUCAAAGCUAUGAAUUCCUUUGCCGAGCUUAUACACGGCAUGGAGGAUAUCGAUACAAAUGAGUCCCAUCUUAAAGAUCCCAUCACGGUUGCGGUGAUAGACGAUGGGGUCAACAACUGCCACCCUGCGUUGCGUGGUAAGAUUCACAGCGAGUUCUCCUUCCAUCAAAGAGAGAACAUGCCGAUUCCAUAUUAUGUGACAAGCACUGGGCAUGGAACUGUCAUGGCGACUAUGAUCUGCCGCGUUUGUCCCAAAGCGAAGCUGCAAAUAUUCAAGCUAGAUACCUACACCUCAAACGAUGGCACUACACAGAUUACUGCCGAAAGUGCCGCUCUGGCAGUUGAAGCCGCCGUUGCUCGCAAAGUCCACAUUAUCUCGAUGUCAUGGACGAUCCAAGAGACAGAGGAUAAUAAGUCAGGUACUAGAAGGCUUGAUGCAGCGCUUCGGAAAGCACACGACAGCAAUAUAAUAAUGCUUUGCUCUGCUAGUGACAGAGGAGCUCACCCUGACAAUAAUUACCCAGCCAGGUUCAAGGUCAAGCAAAUCUUCCGCAUCGGAGCAGCCACUGCGGACGGUCGGGUGUGGGGAAUGGCCGGAGACCUUGCGAAUAUGGACUUUAUCUUGCCAGGUCACAAUGUUUUUGAUGCCGUGGGCUCCUAUAAUGGUCUGCUGGAAAACUUCAAGCCUCGCACCGGAUCAUCCGUGGCAACAGCCCUGGCCGCUGGCCAAGCUGCCCUCAUCAUGCACUGUGUGCGCUUGGCAGCAAUUCAUUCGACGAAGAACGUUCGAACGAAUUUUCUGAGUCCGAGGAAACAUGAAGCCAUGAAGGCCGCUCUGAAACGCAUCGGGACCAGUGAUGAAGGGCAGCAUAAAUUCAUCGAAGUCUGGAAUCGCUUCGACUCUGCGACGGAGAACUUGAGAGGAGCAUCCAUGAAUGAAAUGCUGAACUAUCUAGCC
Molecule: messenger RNA, 1257 nt
Organism: Trichoderma virens Gv29-8
Lineage: Eukaryota; Fungi; Ascomycota; Sordariomycetes; Hypocreales; Hypocreaceae
Exons: 4
Biological process (GO): proteolysis
Molecular function (GO): serine-type endopeptidase activity
Source: RefSeq, a predicted model, not a curated record